CCAUGAGCAAAAAGGUUCACGGCUGCCAACUAGUACUUUGGGAUUCUGGUAGUUGGCCGGAGGAGUGUAGAUCGCUGAUCAUAAAUAAUUUCCCCUUACCGGCCGAUUACUCAUCCUCCUAAAAAAGAUCAAUCGCCCGGAAAAUUGACUAGCAUCUCCUCUUCCUCCAUUUCCGCCGAGGCUUCCUUCCGCUCACCCGAAACCGUUUGAGACGCGAAGGAGAGAGCUAGGGUUUUGCGCUAGUCUUCGGUUUGGAGCGACUCUCUCUCAUGGGCUUGAUGGUGGUUCUUCAGCACUGAUGUCACUGGUCUGGAUUGUGCUUCGUCAUCUUGCGGACAUUGAAGAGAUGGCAAGAACAGUUGUGAGGCCUCUAUUUGGGAUUUUGAGUUCCUAUUUCUGGUGAGUCAAAAAAGAUGAUCUCAAGUGUCGAGUGGGAAAAGAAGCUGAAUGAUGUGAAAAUACAGAAAGAAGAUAUGAAUAGGUUGGUGAUGAACUUCUUUGUCACUGAAGGUUAUGUUGAAGCUGCUGAGAAGUUCCAGAGGGAAUCCGGGACAGAAACAGGAAUAGAUCUCGGAACUAUCAUUGAUCGCAUGGCUGUUAAGAAAGCGGUGCAGUGUGGGAAUGUUGAGGACGCAAUUGUGAAGGUUAAUGAUCUGAACCCUGAGAUACUGGACACAAAUCCCCAACUCUUCUUCCAUCUUCAACAGCAAAGGCUUAUCGAACUUAUCCGAAAUGGCAAAACAGAAGAAGCCUUGGAGUUUGCACAGGAAGAGCUAGCACCAAGAGGAGAAGAAGAUCAAGGCUUUCUGGAAGAGCUCGAGAGAACUGUAUCACUGCUGGCUUUUGAAGAUGUGGCAAACUGUCCCGUUGGAGAACUUCUCGAUAUCUCUCAGCGGUUAAAAACAGCAAGUGAGGUCAAUGCAGCUAUUCUUACCAGCCAGAGUCAUGAAAAAGAACCAAAGAUCCCAACUUUGUUGAAAAUGUUGAUAUGGGCACAAAGGGAACUAGAUCAGAAGGCCAUCUAUCCACGAAUAAACGACUUGUCUACUGCCAUGCUGGAAGAAUCUGCAGUUUGAUAUAGACCCUUAUGUUCCAAACACUUGAGGAGAUAUUGAGCGUAUAGAGAAAGCUUGGGAAAGAAGCAUCCCAGCAAUUGUACUACUCUCUUUUUUUCACCUGAAGAAGUCCAAGAGGAAACUACGAUACUCUACUGUUUAGCGCUUGUGGAAUACUCUCUUCUUCUCAUCUUCUUCGUGGAAAUGUUCAUCCGUGUAAUCGUUUGUGACAAUUGAAAUUUGUUUGUACAAUCUCUGCUUCCUUUCACGUCCAUAUAGGUCAGUCAGAUGGUAAACUCUGCUUGAUGCUCGUAACGAAG
Molecule: messenger RNA, 1375 nt
Organism: Linum tenue
Lineage: Eukaryota; Viridiplantae; Streptophyta; Magnoliopsida; Malpighiales; Linaceae
Source: the annotation of a GenBank genome assembly